UUGAUCAUUUCAUUUUUUACAUCUAAUUUUUGAACCAUAAACUUCUAUUUCGAUCAUAGAUUGAAUUACUCCAUACUCAUACUGAAUUAUACAACGUUCUUCUUCCUCUUCCUGAAACCCUAAUUUCAAAUUCAUUUCAAUCAUCAAAACUUCAAAAACAAAAUCCCUAAAUUAUUCAUCAAAAUCCUCAAUCCUCUCUCCAAUGGCUUCCUCCUCGAGCAGCGGAUUAACAUUCAAGCUACAUCCACUCGUCAUCGUAAACAUCUCCGAUCAUUACACGAGGGUUAAGUCUCAGAUGAAUCCUACACAUGCUCCUCACAACAACGCAACUAACAACGGCGGUGACGCCGUCGGUUCUUCUCUUCCACCGCGUGUUUACGGUUGUGUGAUCGGUGUUCAGAAAGGUCGCACUGUUGAGAUCUUCAAUAGUUUCGAACUUCUCUAUGAUCCUUCUACUCAUUCGCUUGAUCGUCCUUUCCUUGAGAAGAAGCAAGAGCUCUAUAAGAAGGUUUUUCCACACUUUUACAUAUUGGGAUGGUAUUCAACUGGGAGUGAUGCAGAAGAACCUGACAUGCAUAUUCACAAAGCUUUGAUGGAUAUCAAUGAAAGUCCGGUUUAUGUUCUUCUAAACCCUUCAAUCAAUCAUUCUCAGAAGGAUCUCCCUGUCAGUAUAUUUGAAAGUGAACUGCAUGUCAUAGAUGGGAUUCCACAACUUAUCUUUGUUCGCUCGAGCUAUACUAUUGAGACUGUUGAAGCAGAACGGAUCUCAGUUGAUCAUGUUGCUCAUUUAAAGCCAUCUGAUGGUGGUUCAGCNNCUACACAAUUGGCUGCUAACCUUACUGGUAUACACAGCGCCAUCAAAAUGCUUCAUAGCAGAAUAAAGGUGCUGCAUCACUAUCUUCUUGCAAUGGAAAAAGGUGAUGUUCCUUGUGAGAAUUCACUUUUAAGGCAAGUGUCAAGUCUCCUGAGAAGAUUGCCUGCUAUUGAAUCUGGGAAAUUUCAAGAUGAUUUCUUGAUGGAAUACAAUGACACCUUAUUGAUUAGUUACCUUGCCAUGCUGACCAACUGCUCAAGUGCAAUGAAUGAUUUGGUGGACAAAUUCAGUACUGCGUAUGAUAGGCAUAACAGAAGAGGUGGACGAACUGCUUUCAUGUGAACAUCGCCUUGUUGCUCAUUUCUAGUUCCUAGAAGCACUUUUCCAACUCUGUAGGCACAGAUUUUUGUCUUCUUUUUUCUGCUUAGGCAUUGGUUAUUGAAGCUUAGUAUAGCUUUUGGAUUUGAAGAGUAUAGGGAGAGUAAAAGAAGUUAGUGAAAAGUCACCAUAUUACCAUGCCCCCUCCUCCAACAAAAGAAAAAGGAAAUGUGUUGGUUUUUGCAUUUCUCUAACAAAAUUGAAAGUUGAGGAGACAGAGUUCAGGACAUGAUGUGGAUUUUCAUUGCCAUCUUUUGUUGAGCCACCAUCCUCCAUUUUCAUGUAUGUUGUGUCCAAAAUUCUUUUGCAUUUCUUGGUAGCAUAGAACUUUUGGAUAUUUAUUUUUCUAAAAGCAUUCAUGAAAAUAUAAUAAUAUACGAUUUUUA
Molecule: messenger RNA, 1578 nt
Organism: Cicer arietinum (chickpea)
Lineage: Eukaryota; Viridiplantae; Streptophyta; Magnoliopsida; Fabales; Fabaceae
Source: RefSeq, a predicted model, not a curated record